AUGCGAACGAAACAGGCUGCUACUAAAAGCACAACACAGCAAUGCGAGAGGGCAAGAGUUAGGAAUGAUGUUGAUGAGGAUAAUGAAAACUCAGAUUAUGAGAGUUACACUGAUAGAGAUGAUGAAGCAGCAGAAAUUUCGUUAGGCAGUUCUUCUUCUACUGAUGUUGAAGACGAGUUUCAUUCCAACUUAAAUAUACAAGUAGUUGAAAAUGUAGCAGGAAUGGUAAACGAAGAGUCAUCGGUACAUAUUUCAUUGAUACAAGAGCGAAUAUGUGUUCAGUUUGGAUACAAAAUUUCAUAUAAAAAAGCAUGGAAGGCGAAGCAAAAAGCCAUUGUUAAAGUAUUUGGUGAUUGGGAUGAAUCAUACGCUACCUUGCCUCGAUGGUUAGAAUACAUGCAACUAUAUUCUCCUGGAUCUGUUUAUAAAAUUGAAACAAAAGAGUAUGUGGUUGGUCAUCAAGUGGAUAACAAGUGUAGAGUAUUUGAACGAUUAUUCUGGUCAUUCGAACAAUGUCAUCAGGCUUUUAAAUUCUGCAAACCUAUAUUACAAGUGGAUGGAACGUUCUUAUAUGGUAAGUAUCGUCAUACAUUGCUCAUUGCAACAACUCAAGAUGGAAACAAUUGUGUCCUUCCAAAAGCUUUUACAAUUGUUGAAGGAAAAACCUUGUCAGCAUGGGAAUGGUUUUUGGCAUUGAUUCGUUUGCAUGUUACCGAUAGAUCGGGAAUUUGUUUGAUAUCAAAUAGACAUCAAAGUAUAAAAGGGGUUGUGUCAAAUCCACACAUUGGUUGGCAACCUCCAAAUGCGUAUCAUGUAUAUUGCAUUCGUCAUAUUGCCAGCAACUUUAAUCACUGGUUUAAAAAUAUAGCAUUGAAGAAAGAGCUCAUCAAAUUAGGUUAUACGCCAUCGAAGGUCAUAUUUCAGCAAAAGUUAACUAGAUUUCACAAUGAAUUUGAAGAUAUACAAAGGUGGAUUGACUGCAUAGCAAAGGAGAAAUGGGCAUUAUGUUAUGAUGGUGAAGGACGACGUUAUGGACACAUGACCACAAAUCUUUCAGAAUCAGUAAAUAAGGUGUUGAAAGGUGCUAGAAACCUGCCCAUAAAUGCCCUAGUUAAAGCCACCUAUGGACGAUUGGUUGAAUAUUUUGUGAAGCGUGGAGAAGAGGCUAUCUCUGACCUUCACAAUGAAAGCAUGUUUUGUCGUAAAGUGAUGUUGCAAAUUCAAAAAAAAUCAACAAGAAGUUUCAUCACACCAAGUUCGUCGGUAUGA
This is a messenger RNA of Abrus precatorius (Indian licorice), 1269 nucleotides long. RefSeq lists its product as uncharacterized. Bases 1 to 1269 code for a protein of 422 amino acids. The transcript is spliced from 4 exons. Lineage: Eukaryota; Viridiplantae; Streptophyta; Magnoliopsida; Fabales; Fabaceae. The record is from RefSeq and is a predicted model, not a curated record.